UCCGCAUUCAUCACUCAUCACCAGCCAGCCUGGUCUGUCCACCAUAACCAUCAGGUCGCCCGCAGAACAGCCAUGAUUCCGCAGCCUGUCGAUAAUUAUUGUCUCCCGAUUACGACGCCUUUGCUGCGAUGAGUGAUCCAGUUGGCCUGAAUGGAUAACCGCGGGGCUUUUCUGUUUCUCCUCCUCACCUUCUACCUACUCCUCAGUUCCUUGUUCCGUGCGCCAUUAAUCGACCAUGACGGCGAGCGACAGAAGCAGCUCCACGAAGAGGAAAACGCCCUUAAAUUAUUGAAUGAGUCUAGAUACGGGGAUUUUGAUCCGCAGGGUGAUAGGUGGCUCCCGAUCCCAGGGCUCAGGCAGAAUGACAGCUAUUCCUGGGAAUUGCUGCCCACGGCACAGGCAAGAGCCAGGCGAAAUAUACAAAUUGCCCUGGAGAGUGGGGGAAUCAAGAGCCCGCCAGAGUUAGACCGAGCUGACCAAGCGACGUCUGUGCAACUGUCGUCGCUGUCGUUGCCAGUGUAUCAGAAUGUCACUGGAAAGCUUCGAGGAGACUGGAUCCGUCAUCCUUUGUCGCAUGAAUCGCAUUUGAAUGUUACUGCACUGGUGCAGGAGAAUUUCUACGUCACUCAAGAAUUUGCUCGUAACGUGACCGGCGACUCGGGGACGAUAUAUGUUGAUUUCCAGGAGGGCAAUGGAGAGAGUAUAGGGAGUCGAGAGAGUACAGGUGAUGGAGCCAACGAAGGGGCAGAGAUACCCCAGGUGCGAGAGAUUCGCGCAGAGAUUGCUAUCGAAAGCGAUAGCUCGUUGGGAAAUACCUGGUAUAUGGCAACUUAUGGACUGCACUUCCCUGCCCAGGGCUCGAUCAUCCUCGCUACGACGAGUGAGAAAUUCGGAGGACUACUCUCUCUACCGCAUCUGGCUCUCUCGCAGGACACAUUCAACAUUUCACAUCAAAUCAUUGUAAAGUCGCUCACGGAUACUAUUGCAGAGAUGCAAAACAACGAACCCACCUUUUUCCCUUGGUCCUCACUACCGCAUGGAGCCCAGGCAAUGGCAUUUCCCACUCCGAAAUGCGAGUACAUUAUUUAUAUGCAACAACGGCCUUUACGAAUAGGCGGAGGUAUCGCGGAUCCCAUCGUUCUGAGCCAAAUCGAACAAGAACUUAGGUUUCCACUGGGAGCACCUAUUCCCAGCCCGCCGAUGAUGGAAAUGUCAGUCGUCAUGUUCUCUCCGGAUUGUGGCAUUCUCCUGGAGACCAAGGGUGCACCUGACUACCCGCCGACUGAGGCUCUAUAUCUAGUCGGCCCAAAACAGGAAGAAUAUAGUAAAUAUGCAUCAAGGACCAUCUACGCCAUGAGCUGCAUAAUGAUCGGACAGCUGUACUUACUGUUGCGACAAAUUAAAGAAGCGUCAACGCCAUCUACCAGAAGCCGCAUCAGCUUCUUCACAAUUGCUAUGAUGGCUCUGGGCGAUGCGAUGGUUAUGAGUUUGACGCUGCUGUCGUUGUUUGCUGACACAUCUUUUGUGGAAAUGUCCGCUACUUCGUUCCUCAUCUUUCUGUCUGUUGGUUACAUUGGAAUGAGGUUCAUGAUGGAGAUAUGGGCGGUACAAGCCCCUGAGCGACGAGAACAAGAUCGCCAGACAGCGCCCAGCCCGGCUACCCUUCCUCCUCCCGUGACCGCGGUAAGGGCUAUCAGUUCAGGGGCAACGCCGAUGAUUCUACCGUCCGAUCAAGAUGAAUUGGAUGAAGGGCCACCAGAUCCUGCGCCUACACCUGCAGCUGGGGCUGGACGAAACCCAACACCAUCUCGAGCAGAAGUUGGAGCGGAUGUUGGGACUAUGUACGCCCGAUUCUACUUUGUGCUGUGUACUUUGUCCAUCGUUUCUCUAUGGGCGGUUGUUUUCCCCAAUAAAGUCGGCGCUAUUUAUGCCCGGCUCAUCAGUUUCGUAUACCUGUCUUUCUGGACACCGCAAAUAUACCGCAAUAUUAUGCGCAACUGUCGGAAGGCCCUCCGAUGGGAGUACGUUAUCGGGCAGAGCAUACUGCGAUUAGUUCCCUUUGUCUAUUUCCUCACUGCACGAGGAAACGUUCUGUUCAUACGACCCGACUCAACAACUGCAAUGGUCAUGGUUGGCUGGGUCUGGCUCCAGACAUGGAUUCUCGCUAGCCAAGAUAUUCUCGGCCCACGAUUCUUCGUACCCAACGGCUGGGCACCGCCGGCAUACGACUACCACCCCAUCAUCCGCGAUACCUCUGCAUCUGGCACUGGCGAAGACAUCGAAUCCGGCACCACACUACCCAUUGGCUAUCUCCGUGCUGAAGAACGAGAUGCUGGCAGCGCCAGCAGCAACCAACAAGACAAGCCGCGGUCCAAGGACAAGAAAAAGAAAGUCUUUGACUGCGCCAUCUGCAUGCAGGAUAUUGAGGUCCCUGUCAUCAGUUCCCAGACUGUGGGCAGCAGUAGCAUGUCGGACGGCGCGAGCAGCAUUCUCGGCCGGCGGGCGUAUAUGGUAACGCCGUGCCGACAUAUUUUCCACAGCACGUGUCUUGAGAGCUGGAUGAAGCUUCGACUGCAGUGUCCGAUAUGCCGCGAGUCGGUUCCGCCGGUAUAGAUCAUACAGAUUUUAUAGAUUUUUGCAUGCAACGAGUAGUUUAUUAUAUGGUUUAACACAACUGUUAGUAAUAGAGAUAGACAGCUAUUAUUACUAAAAAUUCACCAAUCAACC
Molecule: messenger RNA, 2727 nt
Organism: Talaromyces proteolyticus
Lineage: Eukaryota; Fungi; Ascomycota; Eurotiomycetes; Eurotiales; Trichocomaceae
Product: putative RING finger ubiquitin ligase
Exons: 1
Coding region: 151-2613 (820 amino acids)
Molecular function (GO): zinc ion binding
Source: RefSeq, a predicted model, not a curated record